This is a messenger RNA of Labrus mixtus (cuckoo wrasse), 3997 nucleotides long. Its product is annotated as Fc receptor-like protein 5. The coding region runs from base 398 to 3175 and encodes 925 amino acids. The transcript is spliced from 19 exons. The record is from RefSeq and is a predicted model, not a curated record. Gene Ontology annotation, biological process: cell surface receptor signaling pathway. Gene Ontology annotation, molecular function: transmembrane signaling receptor activity. Lineage: Eukaryota; Metazoa; Chordata; Actinopteri; Labriformes; Labridae.
UAACAUGCAGCACAUAGAACACUAGAAAUGUUAGGUGUGUAUGUGAUCUUAAAGUUAUUGGCAUUAUGUUUCAUGGAUGUGCAAUAAUUAGUUAUUAGUGCCAUUAUUUAUUUAUUUAACCCCUAACAGAAGCUAUUUUACAUGAUCUCUUUCUUAUUCGAGCAGUAGACAGGAAGUGUAAAGAGGUUUGUUGAGGUUGGUACUUAAAAUUGUGUAAAGUGCAAUAGGGAAGGAAGUACAGAGAAAGAAGAAGUCCGAGAGAAACUCUGAUCUCACGUUUUAAUGAACUGUUUCUUGUCUUUCUCCUCUUUUCCUUCUGCAUUAUUAGAAAUGUAAAGUUAAUGUGUUUUUUUUAAAAGCUAAGCGUCAGAGUUUCAUUGUCGUUUUCGAUGUGAAGAUGGACCAAACCUUGCGUUGUGUGCUGGGGUUUUUCUUGCUGAAUUUGAUCCCCCACGGAUUGGCUCAAGGUAACCGUCCCCGUGUGACCACAACAUCCAACUGGCCUGAAACAUUCUGGGCUGAGACGCUCACUCUCAGAUGUGAGAUUGAGGGAGGUGGCGACUCUGAAUGGACGUUUGGAUGGAGAAGACACAGAACAUUCAGCUCAGACAAAGAAACAAAAGACAAUAAAUACAUUAUUAGCAGAGCCACUGAUUCUGACAACGGAGACUAUGAGUGCAUCGGCAGAAGAGGACCCCCUAAUUCUACCUUCACGCCUUGGAGUGAACCCUUCAAAUUGACUGUAACACCAAGAACACCAAAGGCUGAACUGAGAGCUGACAACACAUCAAUUCCAGCAGGGGGCGCUGUGACCCUGACCUGUGAUGUGAACUCUCCAUCAUCUGGCUGGACGUACAUCUUGUACAGAGGAGAUCACCCGGGCACACAAGAUGAUGGUAAAAACUUCAAUGGACGAAUCAGUGUCUCCCAGGGAGGAGUCUACUGGUGCAGAGGAGAGAGAGGAGAACCAGUUUACUACACUCAUUACAGUGAUUCAGUCACUAUCAACAUCAUUUUAUCAAACAGAGCUGUUGCGACUCUUCAGCCCCAUUGGACUGAGAUAUACAGCGGAGAGAAGAUCACUUUUAGAUGUGAAAUCGAGGGUGGAGACGACUCUGAGUGGGAGUAUGAGUGGGAAACAACCACCUCUGAAAGAUCUGUAAGACAGAGUAAAUCCUUUGAAAUGACUGCUACUUCUUACAGGGAAGGAGAAUACAAGUGUAAGGGAAAACACAAAACUGAGGUACUUUCUUCAACACCAUGGAGCACUCCAAUCACAUUGAAAGUAUCAGAACAAAAACCAAAGGCUGAGCUGAAGGCUGAUGACACAGAUAUUCCAGUAGGAGGUUAUGUGACCCUGACCUGUGAUGUGAGGUCUUCAUCUGGUUGGAAAUACUACUUUGGGUACAGAGCAGAUAAAUCCUCUCACCCAUCAUCCAUAAAUGAUGUCUCCUUGGCUGGACAAAUUAGUGUCUCAAAGGAAGGACUCUACUGGUGUAGAGGAGCGAGAGGAAACCCAGUUUACUACACAGAGGACAGUAAUACAAUUCAGUUAAAAGAAAAUACGGUUGCAAACAAGGCUGUCGUGACUCUGCACCCCGACUGGUCUGAAAUAUACAAUGACGAGUCGAUUACUCUAAGAUGUGAGAUACAGGAUGGAGACGACUCUGAGUGGGAGUACGAGUGGGAAACAAGCAGCUCAUUCAAACCUCCAAAGGAAAAGGAAUACAGUAUUGGACCUGCUUAUACAUCACACAGUGGAAACUACAGUUGUAAGGGCAGAAAAAAAAGUGACCAGUCUCCAACAGGUUGGAGCAUUCCCAUCACAUUAACGGUUUUAUACAGUUCACCCCAGCCUGUCCUCACCGUGUCUCCACUCUGGCUGAGUCCUGGAGACUCUGUGACUCUGAACUGUGAGGUUAAACACCCAUCAGCAGGAUGGAGGUUCUACUGGUAUAAAGCUAUUCCCAAACUAUCUGACAACUCCUACAGCUACCAGCUGCUAUCUGGAAGCAGAAAUGGAACUGAAAAGUAUUCCUUCAUUGUUCAUGGACAGACACACACAGCAGGAUAUGUGUGCAGAGCUGGAAGAGGAGAAAUGAACACUCCUUAUAGUAAACCAAAGUUUGUCUGGUCUGGAGAUUUGCCUUCAUCAGCAUCUCUCACAGUGAGUCCUGAAAGAGUGCAACACUUCACCUCUGAUUCUGCCUCACUGGAGUGUAAGGGGAACUCUACUCUGUGGAGAGUGAAGUUUCAAGAGGACAGCUCCCUGGCAGAUUGCUCCCUGAGGGAUACAAUGACUGGAUCAACAUGCACAAUAAAAAGUUUCAUUUCAAGAAAUAAUGUGUACUGGUGUGAGUCUGGAUCAGGGGAGUUUAGCAACGCUGUCAACAUCACUAAACAGAAUUUGUAUAUUAUCCUGGUGAGCCCUGUCCAUCCAGUGACUGAAGGAAGUUCAGUUAUUCUUAGCUGCAGAUUGAGACACUCAGAUAUUGUUUCCAAUGUGUUCUUCUAUCGGAAUAACAAACUCAUUCAAAAUGAUACCAGAAAGGAGCUUAAUAUCUCUGCUGUGUCAAAGUUUGAUGAGGGCUUCUACAAGUGUCAGACCUCAGGGAGAGAGUCGUCUCAGAGUUGGAUGUCAGUAACAGUUGUAGCGGUGUCCAGCCUUGGGAACCCUUCAUAUCCUGUAAUUCUUGUGAUUGUCGGGCUGAUUUGUGGAGUAGUACUUAUAAUUCUUCUGCUCCUGUUGUAUCGCUGCAGGCAGUCAAAGGAUUCAUGCCUUAUCAGGUCAAUCCAGUCUGAAAGCACCAACCAGGACUCGGCCACAAAUCCAGCCGCUCAGCAUCAUAAAUACUCACCUCCCCUGCAGGGUGACGAGUGUCAUUAUGAAUCAAUCAAAGGCCCUGGAGACACCGCACAUGAUGCAAACCAGUCCCAGUCCCAGGAUGUUACAUAUUCUCUGAUCGAGCUCAAAAACAUCGGAAAGAAAGGGAAGAAACCUGAACCAGACAACAGCAUGAUUUAUUCUGAUGUGAGGUUAGAAACAGAAGAUCCAUCUGUCCUUUAUUCUCAAGUCAGCUGCCAUAAUCCAGGUAAAGCCAAGAAAAACAAAGGAAAGCCAACUCCUGCGAUAACUGAAGAAUCGGUUUACUCUGAAGUCAAACCAGAUCAGUAGAGUUCUGUAUCAACAGACGUAAGGAAUGGAUGACAACAUGAAAAAAAGAAGUCUUGGUUUGAUUAGCAUUUGCAGCUGUCAUGUGAUAAUUUUGUGCUCGUGCUUGUAAAUUAUUAAAAGUAUUCGGUACAGUAAGUAGCAUAGAAAAUAAAUUAAAUUGUGUAUUUAUUUUGUAUUCUUGAAAGUUUGGUUGAACAUUUCAUGCAUCGAUUAACUUCUUUCAUUAGUAAGCUUUGAGCAGCGUUACCCGCCUUUAUUUGGGACAGGGCGGAUCAUUUCUUUGGUAAUUUUCUAAUGUUUGUGAUGCAAUGACAAAGUAGAAAAGGAAGAUAUAAGACCUGAGGUGUCUCAUGUAUCUGUCACAUUAGAAAAGAACUGAUUCAUCAGAUUCAACUUUAAAUGUGACACAUGUCUCUUCAACAAAGUUAUAGUUGUACAGAAAGUGUUUGUAAAGUUGAAUUGUUACGUUCCACAUGUUUUUGUUUUGUUAAACUAAGUUACAUUUCAUUUGAACUACUUGUAUCGUGCUGUAUCAAGAGCAGAAGAUUUUAUCCACGAGGAAUAGUAUUUAAAAAUGAGAACAUAACCAGAGUAUAAAAAUCUCUACACUGUUUAGCGUUAAGCUAACCACUUAGCAUAUGCUGUAAUAGCCUGUUUUCUGUUUUUUAUUUUUUUUAAUAAGUUCUCUUCUUUACCUUAGUGAUACUAUAGUUUGUUGUAUUCAAACAAAAGCCUUUCAUAGAAUAUUUGAGUUUCAAUGGUUAUUGGUGAACAUGUCUGUACAGAUUUCUGCCAUUUCAAUAAAAUUGGAUUUUUAAGAUA